GAUAUUAUUCAUUAAACGAACAUUGUUGAGCUAUAAAAAUAAUUUAUGGCACAUUUUAAUAUAUUAUUAUUACUCCAGAAUUCAUAUUUGAUCAAAUUUAUGACUUUGUACUUUAUUUUAUCAAAUGAAUUGAGUUCUUCGAUUAUCACAUUGGAUUCUUCGAGUAACACUUUGGACAAAAAUAAGGAAGAAUUGAAUAAAAUUGAUGAAGCUUUGGACAAAAAUAAGGAAGCUUUGGACAAAAGCAAUGAAGAAGAAUCGGAUAGUUAUGAUUGUCCAAUUUGUUUGCAAGAACUUGGCGAAGAUUUUACUGAACAUGAAUGUGGUAACAAAUAUCAUAUAGAAUGUCUUCACCGUUGGGAAGUAGAAAGCAAAUACCAUAAUUGUCCUGUUUGCCGAGAAAUAUUAUAUCCUAGAUGUGUUUUCUGUGGCAAUCGAGUUCUAUCAGGGUAUAGGUAUCAUUUUCAUACUAAAUGUUGCAAAGGAAGAUUAUGUGAAGAUGAUUACAGUUCUCAAAGAGAAAAUUGUUCUGUUUUAAUAUGUUGCAAUUGCGACUCACGUGGAUAUAUUCCAGUAUAUAAAAAACCUAUAAUAGUUCCGUGUGUAAACUGCAAUGAAAAUAAACCAAACCACAAUGUUUCUUCAAAAUGCCUACAUUAUUAUUGUAAGGAAUGUACAGAAGAAAAAGUCACAACUAAUAGUCUGUGUAAACUUUGUUCAAAACCUUUAAAAGUUAACAUUUUCAAAAAGUGGUAUCAUAAAUUAGCUUCAUUUCAUUAAUGUAACUGACAUACAGAUAUUAGAACUGCUAACAUCUUUAUUAUUUUUAUUUUUACUUUAAAUUUUAGCUAUAAAUAACCUUGGCUUUUAAUUAAUACUAUUUUAUAUUAAUUAUUAACAAUCUGUUUUUAUUUAUAUUAUUUAAAAUUAAUUUGAAUAUAUACAAUUACUAGACAUAUUUUUAUUUAAUUCUGUAACCAAGAAUGUAACACAUAGUUAUAAAAAUAAGCUACUCUUAAUAUAUGAUAUUUUAUGAUGCAGAAAACAGGACUGUUAAAUUUUGAUUUACAUAUCUAUCAAUCACAAUUUUUAUAAAAUUAAGAAUACUAAGAACAAUAAAUGUAGUACAACACACGUUUUAAAAAAAUAGUCACUUAAUAUUUUUUUGUAAAGUGAACUCAUUCUCGGAGAAAUAACAAAAUAUGUACGAUUUUGAGUAUUAUAGAAUAAACACAACUUUAGUUUUGUAUAGUUAUAUUUUUAAUAGGGUUUCUUAAUUAUAAACAACAAUAAAAUUUUUGUUAUUAUUAUGAACAUCAUUUUAAGUUUAAGUUAAAAUUGAUAAAUGUCACUUAUCACAUAUACUGACUCAUAAACAUAUGAUAACAUAUUUAUAUUACUUAAUGAAUUAAAAUCACCACCUAUAUUGGAAUUUAAAUUCCCAUUUUAACUUUUAUCCUUUAUGGGAGUACCAACAUAAUUAUUUAAAUGUCAGCAUACAUAUUCAAAUAGUUCAAAAAAGUAGAAAAUGA
Molecule: messenger RNA, 1532 nt
Organism: Daktulosphaira vitifoliae (grape phylloxera)
Lineage: Eukaryota; Metazoa; Arthropoda; Insecta; Hemiptera; Phylloxeridae
Exons: 12
Coding region: 46-780 (244 amino acids)
Source: RefSeq, a predicted model, not a curated record